AUGACCAGCACUAGCCCGCUGGAGCUCAACGAGAAUAUGCUGACACGGUCACAGGAGACCUCAUCUCCUAGGCGUCAACGCAGCUAUAGCAAUAGCUCUUGUGAAUCACCACAAAUUGCAGACGCUGAGCAGCUAGCCCCAUCCGAUCUCAGCCAUGCCCAGCAUCUGCUCAUCAGCCGACAGAAGUCGUGGAAGGCCAUGUCAAGAACCCUUCAUACACUCAUGGAGCGCCUCAACCGCGAGCACAGUUACAGCAGCUACCUCAAACUACGCAUCGAUGCGCCACCCUCAACGCCGGACCCGACUAGUUUUCUGACGCCACAAAAAGCACUCGAGCUUGACUUGCAGCUUCAAGAUUACCUCGUGGGUCACCCCUAUCUACCCUCACUAUCGGUACUACAACACCAGCAGAGUCAAAUUCCUACGCGACCUCGAGCCUUGCUAAUUGCUACCACGAUCCUCCUUGGACUAAAAAAUACCGAAGACGAGCUGGCUUCUGCAGAUGUCCGGACUUGGUCAAACUACGUUGAUCGACUCGGAACUCAACUCCUCUUCUCUUCACCGCGAGACGUUCAUCUGGUCAUGGCUUUCGAACUCUUGCUGGCUCACGAGCCUGGACUGGUGGGCACGGCAGCCUCACAGUUUGAAUUCGAAGGUCGAGGGUUUGGUCUCGCUUCUGAAAACCUACUCACUUGCGCGAUCAAGGUGGCCAAGGAGCUCAAGUUGGACGAAUCGCUCUUACUCGACCAGCACACGUCAUCGAGACUCGCACAUCUGAGCUUUUGGUGCUGCUUGAAGACCUGGGAAGCAGUGUACGCGUUUCUCGGGGAAGAUGUCACGAUCCUGCAAGAUUUAAACGACGACUUUGCCGCAGGGGCACGCCAAGCCCUGUUCUGCGUUAGCGACGACGGCAGGUCUCUUCCUUCUCCGCCUCGUCUUCAAGACGCAAAUGGUUCUACUGCUCGCUCCUUUCGCGAGAUGCGCGAAUUCUGCGCAGAGGCCGAGACGCAGCUUGGGAAGGACGGCAUCUUGCGCUCCGCUGGUCGUACGAUGCUAUGCAUGCGUGUCCAAGCCGCCUGUCUUCUCUUUAGCUCUUUGAAGAGGCUGCAGCAAGCGCUCUCAGACUCGCAGCUGUCUUUGGAGCAGAGGCGCGAACGCAUCUUGGAAGUCAGCAAGAAAGUUUACAGCGAGAUCAUGGCGGUGAGAGAUGAUUCUUUCGAGCACCUAGGUUUCUAUGCAGGAAGACGCCUUGUGCGUCUGUGGGAGCAGCUUGUACACACUGAAUGUGCCUUCUUCUCCGCUAUCUACGGGAGCUACGCUACGUCGGCACUUUUUCUGGGCAAGCUUGAUGGCCCCAUCGAGGCACAAGAGCUAGUCCAGUGCAUUCGCUUUGGGCAUAGUCCUGCCCAGUACGUCGUUGAAGCGGGUCGCUGCAGCCUGGACGCCAGUCGAACGCUGCUUGCCACCGUCGCUCAGAUGGACCGCCAACCUCUGUUGCGAGCAAAAGGUCGUUCGCCUAAUUGCAGCUCAUCGAGAUUUCUCUGCCGGCUGCCGACACUGCUUGUCUGCGCCAUGACAGUCCAUGCAGCUCGACGGUGCCUUGAAAGCAUCGCCUUUGUGCUGCUUGCAUGGGCGCAAAACUCGACCGACGCCAUCUCGGACGUGACGCUGAUGGAAGCAGCUGCCCACCAAAUUCGGCAGCAGUCACCGACAAGCUCAAACGAAGAUGCCUACACAAUCGCCAAGGUAUCUGCGGACUACAUUGACGAGAUGAUAGAGACAGCACGACUCUGGCAGGUUUACUAUCGUGUCUAUCGACCGCUUUCCAGUGUCAAGCUUGAUAAGACAUCGGGAUCCGCAGCGGCAGGCAACGAGGUCGAACAUGGACAAGGUCACCAUUCUCACCAAGAAACUACCUCAGCAUCAGCCCAACCUUGUUCGCCGAAUCGAGUCACUGCGAUGGACUUUCUCGCCUCUGCUGCCGAAGCAGCACAGACCUCUACUUCUGAUCUCAGCCUACCUUACGGCGGAGGGGCAGCAACAAAAGAGGCCAUAAUCAGUGACAGGCGUGCUGGAGCCCCCCAAUCAACAGCUUCAUUUGUCUUCCCGAGCGAGGCCUGCGCAGACUUGGCGUGGAAUGCGCAAGGUCCCCACUUCCAGGAGUCCGCUUCCGUUGCUUCAACCGCGCCCACGUCAGUUGGACUGGUGGACGCUGACUUCUACAACGCCUGUCUGCCUUUCGACCUAGAAGCCUUCCUUAAGGAUGUAGAUCAGCUGUUCUGA
Messenger RNA from Sporisorium graminicola, 2283 nucleotides. RefSeq lists its product as uncharacterized. NCBI's taxonomy places the organism in Eukaryota, Fungi, Basidiomycota, Ustilaginomycetes, Ustilaginales, Ustilaginaceae. The transcript has 2 exons. The record is from RefSeq and is a predicted model, not a curated record. The coding region runs from base 1 to 2283 and encodes 760 amino acids.